ACAGGGCUACAGCAGCAAACAGCUAAGAAAAAAAUGGGUUAGCAGCAACUGCCAUAUCUAUUUACCUUCAGCUUACCACGCUCUGUCAGCUGGCCGACUAAAAAAAUUCCCAGACAGCCCACGUUUUCUCGUUCGAAAAUUGUUGCCAACAUUUAUCCACAUUUUAUUUCAUCCAAUUGUUUGUUACCGGCGGUGACAUAUUUACUACUGGAUCCCAUAGAUUGAGAGGGUUUUAUGCAUUCCGACUGCACUCGUGCCAAAAGUCCCAAAACAACAUGAACUAACCAGCUGAAAUAAAGCUCAAGCUCAGAUAAUCAUGGCGGAAAAAGGGAGCACCAAAAGGAAAACUUUCGGCCGCAGCGCCUCCACUGAAAGCACCGAGUAUUCCUUAAGUAUGGGAAGAUCGGUGAGAAAGAAGAAGCCGAAAGAACGAUGGCUAUUGACGAGGAAGACUUGGAAGUACAUGGCGGAUGCUGGCCGGAAACUCAUCCCAGAUGGGGCACGAAACUGUGUCGAGGACAUCCCGAAGAUCGAGGCGCAUUUCCAGGAGCUCUGCAGAAAAGAACCCAAAUUUCUGCUCUGGAGGAAAAACUCCUAUCCAGGAGCCAUCGGCUUCAGGAAAAAACGCAAGCGUGCCUCUAGGAAAGGAGGCAGCUGCAGAAAGGCCAUAUCGGAGGCAGAAGUUGACUUUCUAAAACCAGAGCGUCCAAAGGACUUGCUGUUGGAGCCCAAAAAUCAAGGCAAGUUUGACUUGAAGAAAAUGCGCGAAGACUUUUUGAGCACCCCAACUCCCACAGACGACAACGAGUUAAGCACUAUUCCGUCCGCAUCUUCGCCACCCCAGCAGGAAAUCGAACUAGUCGCAAUGUUGGAACAGUACUUGAAGCUAGCAGAUACUCCUUCCGCGUCUAGGACUGCAGCUGGGGACUUUAACUACGAAGAACUAGUGAAGAGACUGCAGAAGCAUCUGAGUUUGGCUUCAAGCCGCACGAGCUCACCCUCAGGGCGUUCUAGUGGGGACGCCCAUCUGUCCCCCAAUGUUUCCCCAUAUUCCAGCCACCAAUCCUUGCAUAAACCCCAUGUGAGUUUCCAAGGGGACAGCGUGCAAAGGACUCUAACUGAUACACUCUCCAGAUACUUUGGACACUACACAAACAGAGACAAGGUGAUUUCUGACUUGCUCACAGACAGAAAGGCGCUGGAAAAGCUCUACUUCGACCUGAGGAAGGCCAAGGGCUUCAGAGGCAGCAGAGGAGGCACUGGAUAUUCCAGCAGUGGCUUCGAUUCGCCUUCCAGAAGAUAUGAUGGAUACAGCGGAUAUUCUAGAGACAAAAAAAGUGACGGCUUUUACUCCAGGCAUCCUCCUCCAUUGAUAGAGAUCGAAGCUGAAACCAUAGAAAUCACUUAUAGAGAUUGGGGAACGCAAACCUACCCAGUGCCAGAAGGGGUGCUUGCUGAAUGCGAGAAGGAGUUUAGGAAAAAACAGGCAGAAGAAGAGGAGGAAAAUCGGGAGAAGGAGUACGGUAUCAGAAGAAGAUCCAGCGUCGACAAUGACGAUGUCUCUCAAAGCGUCUCGGACACCAUUAAACGGUACCUGAGAAUGGCCAGGAAGAAGAGCGUGGACUCUGAAAAAGCGGUGGGGUUCAAGCGAGUCAACUACGACAGGAAUCUGCGCAACAUUAAGGCAAAGGGCGAAAUAACCAAGCCAGGGGAUGAUGAUGGCUUGAACAAGGGCUGCCAGACCAACGAUGAAUGGAUUCUCACUUAUCGGGACCUAAAAAUGGCAGAUGUUUACGACAUUUCGGACGAUAGCAGAGUGUCCAGUGCUCGCAGUAGUAUUGAUAUCGAUGUCUUUGAACGAGAUGGAGUUAAGAGCAGUCCGAGCAGUCCUCCUAGUGUUAAAUCGGGCAGUCAUGGCUUUUUAAGCCACUUGCUGCAUGGUAGCAAGCACGAGCAUAAGGAAAAAGCAGUAACGGCCACGGCUAUGCAGAAAAGCAAGUCGUCCUCCAGUGUUAUGCAACAGGGCAGCAUGGUAGCAAAGAAGAUUUUCCGGUCACGAUCUAAGAGUCAGACCAGACCUGCCCAAACGCCCUGUACUUGGACCAAUCGGGUAAGAAAGCCGGGUUUAUCGAUAGAUUGAUUAAAAAGCCUAAUU
This is a messenger RNA of Dendroctonus ponderosae (mountain pine beetle), 2155 nucleotides long. RefSeq lists its product as uncharacterized. The transcript has 2 exons. The coding region runs from base 317 to 2140 and encodes 607 amino acids. The record is from RefSeq and is a predicted model, not a curated record. Lineage: Eukaryota; Metazoa; Arthropoda; Insecta; Coleoptera; Curculionidae.